UGAUAAAAACCAUACGUUCAUCAACACAUUUGGUUAUCAACAACACUACAAAUCUUUUCCUCGCUUUUUCUCGUCUGUCGGUUGUUCGGCAAAGGCAAAAUUAAUUUUUAAAUUAUUGCAAGCACUUUAAUGCUUGCCGUUUGAAAUAGCCAAAGUAUCUAGAGGUGCGACAGCAAUCAGGUGGGACAACUGCCGCGACAAACCGAGAGGCGAGGGAAGGAAAAUAACCCCCAGAAAUCGUGAAUUCUAACGCGGCGCGCGUGCAGCACAUACACACGUAACAAAAGUCUAUUGACGCAAAGCUAAAAUACAUAUAAAAAAAAAAAGAAAAAAAGCAAACCAAAGGUGAAAAAAAAAACAGUGAAAAGUAAAGACGAACGACAAACAAAAAAAACCGCGUGCACCCAAAAGAGCCCUCGACGCCAACCGUCACCAGGUAUCGCUGCUGCUAUUGUUCUUGACCGCAUGGACGAGGAAAUUAUUGAAAUUAGCGACAGCGAACGCGAGGAUACCUCAUCAACCUCCGACAUGGACGUGGAGAUCACCGGAGUGGAGGUGGGAUCCGGAGCACAGGUGCCGCCCACUCAGCAGCAGUCUCCCCAGGACGACGUUGACGUCAAAAUGGGCAUCACGUCGGCAGAGGAAAUUGUACCCAAGGACGCGGCAACCAUUGCUGAAGAGAAGAAGAAGCUGGGAAACGACCAAUACAAGGCACAAAACUACCAAAAUGCCCUCAAGCUCUACACUGACGCCAUAUCCUUGUGCCCGGACUCGGCCGCCUACUACGGCAAUCGCGCCGCCUGCUACAUGAUGCUCCUUAACUACAACAGUGCCCUAACCGAUGCCCGACAUGCCAUCCGCAUCGAUCCUGGUUUUGAGAAGGCCUAUGUCCGUGUGGCCAAGUGUUGUCUGGCUUUGGGCGAUAUCAUCGGGACGGAGCAGGCCAUCAAGACGGUCAUGGAGCUCAAUUCGCAGAGCACUGCCGUUAGUGGCGAGCAGACGGCGGUCCAGAAGCUCCGCCAACUGGAGGCCACCAUUCAGAGCAAUUACGACACAAAGGCCUACCGCAAUGUGGUCUACUACCUAGACAGUGCCCUUAAGCUGGCUCCAGCUUGCUUGAAAUACCGCCUUUUGAAAGCCGAGUGCCUGGCCUUUUUGGGUCGCUGUGACGAAGCAUUGGACAUUGCCGUGGGUGUCAUGAAGUUGGACUCCACCUCGGCGGAUGCCAUUUAUGUGAGGGGCUUGUGCCUUUACUAUACCGAUAACCUGGAGAAGGGCAUCCUGCAUUUCGAGCGUGCUCUUACCCUCGAUCCCGAUCACUACAAAUCGAAGCAGAUGCGCAGCAAGUGCAAACAGCUCAAGGAGAUGAAGGAGAACGGCAACAUGCUCUUUAAAUCUGGAAGAUAUCGCGAGGCACACGUCAUCUACACGGAUGCUUUGAAGAUCGACGAGCACAACAAGGACAUUAACUCGAAACUGCUGUAUAACCGGGCUCUGGUCAACACGCGCAUCGGCAACUUGCGGGAGGCGGUGACCGACUGUAAUAGGGUCCUGGAGCUGAACAGUCAGUAUCUGAAGGCGUUGCUGCUGCGGGCACGCUGCCACAACGAUCUGGAGAAGUUCGAGGAGGCGGUGGCCGACUAUGAGACUGCCCUGAAUCUGGAGAAGACGCCGGAAAUUAAAAAACUGCUGCGUGAUGCCAAGUUUGCGUUGAAGAAGUCGAAGCGAAAGGACUACUACAAGAUCCUUGGCAUCGGUCGGAAUGCUUCCGAUGAUGAGAUUAAGAAGGCCUAUCGCAAGAAGGCCCUGGUGCACCAUCCUGAUCGGCAUGCCAAUAGCAGUGCCGAGGAGCGCAAGGAAGAGGAGCUCAAGUUCAAGGAAGUGGGUGAAGCGUAUGCCAUCCUAUCAGAUGCCCGCAAGAAACAGCGCUACGACAGCGGGCAGGACAUUGAAGAGCAAGAGCAAGCUGACUUUGAUCCGAAUCAAAUGUUCCGCUCAUUCUUCCAAUUCAAUGGCGGCGGCCGGAAUUCGUCCUUCAACUUUGAGUUCUAAAGCCUGCUCCUCCUCCUUCAUAGAGAACAAAAGCACCUCGACUCCCAUUCUGCCUCAUCGGAAGCCAACGCGACCCAACACAGCAGCGCACAAAAUAUCAAGACCUUUGUUUUCCAUAUUUUCCUACCCCAACUCCCCCCCGACCCAAUAUAUGAUACGAGUGUUUGUUUGUUUUUUUUUUUUUUAAUGAAAAAGAAAAACGCUAAUCUAUUCUGAAAAUCUGAAAAGCAAACUGAAAAUUUAAAGUGUAUAUUUAACAUUUAAUUGUUUUUUAAAAAUUAUCGGCGGCAUGAAAUCAAAUAAAAAUAAAAUUUUAUAAAAUAUAUUGAAACACUGACACAAAAAAAUAAGUAUCAAGUUGUUGAGUCGCCUGCUCGUGUGUGUUCGGAUUUAAUAGAGGAGUGUAGCUGAUUAAUUAAUGAUUAAAAUAAAAACAAGCGUAGCCUUAUUGUCUAACCAUUUUAAUUUUUACUCAUUAAGCCAGGCACUUAAGUUAUGUUUCUAAGUUCAAAGAAAAUGAAGAUUUGAUGUUAAACAAAAACCCAUAAAUCAAUCAAAACUAAUGACGAUGAUUUAGGUAUUGUGUUAUUAUAUAAUGGAGAUAAUAAUAUAUAAUUCGAAAGCAUCAAGUAAAUAAUGUAAACAAGUGAAACAGUUGUUUUACGGGUGUUCGGUAUGGGGUUGUGCUUUAGUCGUAUUUAGCUAUUAAAUAAAAACUAGUUCACUUCAAUUACUUUACUUUGGAGUAACCGCCAUAAAAGUGUAAUAGCGGCUAACGCCAAGUCGUGUCAAAUAAAUUUUUAAAAAGUAA
Molecule: messenger RNA, 2863 nt
Organism: Drosophila ananassae
Lineage: Eukaryota; Metazoa; Arthropoda; Insecta; Diptera; Drosophilidae
Gene: Tpr2
Product: dnaJ homolog subfamily C member 7
Exons: 4
Coding region: 466-2052 (528 amino acids)
Molecular function (GO): protein binding
Source: RefSeq, a predicted model, not a curated record